CAUUGAGUCAAAGAGUGGAGAAGAUAUUUUCAGCAGAAAAAGGUCGAAGAACAAACAUAAUGAACCCAUUCAAAGGUGUUUCUGGCGGACGCAGCAAGCGCAAGUCAAAUUCGGCAAAGGUUGAAGUCAAGCAAGAGCCUGGUGUUAAAGAAGAGCCCAACGACGGUGAUGAUGUCAUGAACAUACUGCGUUCGAGAGUUCAUGGAAGAUAUCGUGCGAAUUACGAAGGACCGAUCGAUUUUGCUGAUGACUUCGAUGAGGUAAAGGAUAGAAUCAAAUGUGAAGAAGAAGAGACGGGCAGAGAAAAAGAAUGGGCACCGUGUGAACGAUUGGAUGACAGCGCCGCCGCCAACGAUGAUGACAACGAAGACCUUGUGGGUGAUGCAAUCGAUGUGCUACAACCGAAACCAGUCGGCUGUGGAAAGAAACGGAAUGGAAGAUCCAACAACAAACGAAACAUUCCCAGGAAUAAAACGGUCGAAAAUCAAAAGAAGCCCAAAUGCCAUGCGUGCAAUCAUUUGGCAAGCGACAAGUCUCACCUCAAUGUACACAUGCGAAUUCACACUGGAGAAAAGCCGUAUCAGUGUGAUGUUUGUUCGAAGUCCUUUACACGGAAAAGUCAUCUGAAGGUGCAUAAGCAAACGCAUGGUCAAUUCCGAUGUUCGAAAUGUUAUCAAAGAUUUGAGCGCGAAUCAGACAAAAUCGAUCACGAAAGGCUAUGUAAUCCCCAGCAAUUCGAAUGCGACACUUGCGGACAUAGAACAAUCAACAAAUCAGAUUUAAAAAGGCAUAUGCGGACUCACACUGGAGAGAAACCGUUCGUGUGCCCAGUUUGUUCCAAAUCUUUUGUGAACAGCUCUCAUCUCCAAAGACAUUCAAUGACUCACAUCGAUGAACUGCCGAAUGCUUGUUCGAAAUGUGGCCGACGAUUCGCCACACCAGACGAUAAGCUAGCACACGAAACGCGCUGCCAACGAGGUCUUUAUGCAUGCAAUCAGUGCCAUUACAGAACUGUUUACAAGACUAAUUAUAAGACACACUUGCAAUCAAAACACGGAGCAAAACGAUCGAUCAAAUGUGGAAUUUGCAGCAAACAGUUCGUCCAACAGAUCAAACUAAAUCAACAUCUAUCAUCAGCACACAGCGACCAAUAUCCAUUCCAAUGCUCCAAGUGCUUCGGAGGAUACGCAAGCGAAGAUGCAAAAAAUGUCCAUGAAGAUAACUGUGGCUAUCGUCAGUUGCAAUGCCAUUUGUGCAAAGAGCAUCGUCGAGACAAACACUUCCUGAAGUAUCACAUGCGAAAAGAUCACAUCGGAGAGCGGAUUCAAUGCGAGGUGUGUGCAGCAAGCUUUACCACAAAAGGUAAUGCCAAUCGACACAUGAAAGUAGUUCACCGUUUGAUGGAAAAAUAAGUCGCACAUUCCAUAGAUUUAAUAAAACGCAGUUGAAUUUGAGAUCAUUUGCUCGUGAUUCAUAAAAUUGAUUGAAUUCAUAGCUUAAUACACUUCAGAGAUUUUAUUUCAAGAAUUUGAAAUCAUAUGCAAACAACAUUUAAUAUUUUUCGCAUUAUAUGAACUUCAUGAUCACCACCUUAGACUUAAGCUACAUUUUUGAUUCAAAUGAAACACAAAUAAAUUGAAAUAGCAACAGAAAAA
Sitodiplosis mosellana (orange wheat blossom midge) is the source of this 1655-nucleotide messenger RNA. Its product is annotated as zinc finger protein OZF-like. The transcript has 2 exons. The coding region runs from base 60 to 1412 and encodes 450 amino acids. The record is from RefSeq and is a predicted model, not a curated record. NCBI's taxonomy places the organism in Eukaryota, Metazoa, Arthropoda, Insecta, Diptera, Cecidomyiidae.